Molecule: messenger RNA, 1358 nt
Organism: Capsicum annuum
Lineage: Eukaryota; Viridiplantae; Streptophyta; Magnoliopsida; Solanales; Solanaceae
Source: RefSeq, a predicted model, not a curated record
UUCAAAUACAAGCGGCAGCAGCAGUGAUGAGGAUUUAGUCCAGUACAGCCAUCAUAUUUCAGACAUAAAGCAUAAGUACCCUGAGGAUAAAACUGCAGGAAGAGGAAGUUGAGUUUCAAAUAUCCUAAAACCAAGGGGGAGCCAUUGUUGAAGAAACAUUAUGGAGCGGAUGGUACAGACGAUAUAGGCUUUGAUCGCCAACAGCUUUGCUCAUCUGACGAGUCUUCUUCUAGGGGCACAAAUCCGAGGAAACUUCUCCGAUUUCAGUCUCUGAGUUUGGAGAUGAAAGUUUUGCUAUGGGUAGUUGGGAGCAGAAAGAAAUAAUAAGCCGUGAUGGACAAAUAACAGCCUUGGUUGCUGUCAUAGCUGAUUGGUUCCACUGCAAUCCUGAAGAUAUGCCCAUCAAGUCCCAACUUGAUUCUCUUAUCUGUGAAGGCUCGAUGCAAUAGAGGGAUCUUUGUGAAAACGAUACCUAUAGGGAACGUUUCCCAGAUAAGCAUUUUGACCUCGAGACAGUUCUCGAGGCUAAAGUGCGUCCACUCUCAGUAGUCUUAGAAAAAUCAUUCAUUGGGUUCUUUCAUCCCGAAGGAAUCGAAGAAGAGGAAGGAUUCCACUUCCUUCAUGGUUCCAUGUCUUUUGACAACAUAUGGGACGAGAUUUCUAAGUCCGCUCACGAAACUCCUCAUCAUGGCGACUCCUGUGUUAACAUUGUGAGUUGGAAUGACCACUUCUUUAUCCUCAAGUUUGAAAAAGACGCGUACUAUAUCAUUGACACACUUGGGGAGAGGCUUUUUAAGGGUUGUAAUCAGGCAUAUAUCCUCAAAUUCGACCAAGAUACAACAAUUAUGCAAGCACCUGGUGAGUCUCAAUAAUCAGAUGAUAAGCCAUCUUGUGAUAGAAAAGAUAAAAUCGAUGUCAAAGAGGCUGCAGAUGAAAGCAAAAUUGUCAUGAGCACCAACAGCGACGACAGUAUGCAGGAAGACAGGGUACCUGAAAAGAACAUCAUUUAUAGAGGUAAAGAGGCAUGUAAAGAGUACAUUAAGAGUUUUUUGGCAGCAAUCCCUAUUAGGGAGUUACAAGUUGAUGUAAAGAAAGGAUUGAUGGCAUCGACACCCCUUCAUCAGCGCCUACAAAUCGAGUUCCACUACACAAUGAGCUUUGUUCCCAAGUUUGAGGAGUAAUCUUCAAAAGAACUGAUUGCUACCAGUUUGGCCAUAGUACCAUCGGCAGCAGCAGAAUAAGCAACGAUUGGUAAAGCUUUACGAGUAUAUACAUAGCGCUAAUCCUUUUUGUUCUACAUACCAUUUAGGAAUUUUGACCUGGAGAGUCUCUUCUUUGUUUUCAUUCGUAUAUUUUCU